CUUUAUAGUUUCAAGUCGCAAAUUGAAAGUUGCUGCCCCGGUAGCAUAGUGAUCAUUGAUCAUCACACAAUAAAAUAUAAAAUCAGAUUUAAAAGAAUUUUUGUUGCUUUGAAGCCUUGCAUCGAUGGGUUUCUUAAUGGCUGCAGGCCAUACUUGGCAGUAGAUACCACCUUCUUGACAGGAAGGUUCAAGGGGCAGCUGGCUAGUGCUACCGCCGUUGAUGGCCAUAGUUGGAUGUAUCCAGUUUGUAUGGGUGUUUUUGAUUCUAAAACUAAUGAGAAUUGGACCUGGUUCAUGUAAAUGGUUAGACAAGCCAUAGUAUCCCCAAGGGGUUUAACCAUAUGCACCGAUGCUGGGCAACCAAUGAUGACAGGUGUAAAAGAAGUGUUCCCAGAGGCUGAACAUAGGGAAUGUAUGUUUCACUUGGCGUCCAACUUCAAGAAGAAGUUUCAUGGAAAGGUGUUUGAUGACCACCUUUGGGCUGCUGCUUACUCAUGGAACCCAUAUAUAUUUGAAAAAAAUUGGGCUGCAAUGGACAUAGCAAAGCCAGCGGCAACUGCAUAUCUUAGGAGGUGGCACACUAGGUUGUGGUCUAGGAGUCAGUUCUCAACAAUUUCCAAGGUGGAUUAUGUUACAAACAACUUGGCUGAGUGCUUCAAUAAUUGGAUUAAGCAUCACAAGUCCUUGAACUUGGACGACUUCUUUGAUAAGGUUAGGAAGAUGAUUAUGAUCAUGUGGAACCGAAGGAGGAAAGUAGCAAGGAAGUUGGUUGGUUUGAUUCUUCCCCACAUAAUUAAGAAGUUGAAUGCAAAGACUAGAGAAUUAAACUUGGAGGUGGUAGAAAGCUCAGAAGAAGUCGCUGAAGUGACAGCAUUGGGAGGCAGCGGCUUUAGGUUUGUGGUCAACUUGCUUGACAGGACAUGUUCUUGUAGACAAUGGCAAGUUUCUAGCCUUCCUUGCAAGCAUGGUCUACAUUUAUCACAUCUCUUAUCAAUGCACACAUACAGAAUUAUGUGGACUUGUAUUACUCCAUUGACAAAUUUAGGGCAGCCUAUGACCAACUAAUUCCAGCCAUGGUUGACAAGAACCAAUGGCCUAAAUCUGACCAUGGAUUCUUCAUGUUUCCACCACUACUAAAAUCCACGGCGGGUAGGCAUAAAACUGAGAGGUAUAAAGGCUGCAGUGAGAAGAAAAGAAAAGGCGACCAACACUUAUGCCCUAUUUGUAAGGACUAUGGGCAUCAUUGGCAUAAAUGCAAGAAGGGUAACCCAGAUGACAUUGCUGCUAUUUUAGCUGUGAGAGGACCACCAAAGAAGAGGGCAAAGACCACCAAAGCAUCAAUUGUGCCUUGCGAGGAUGAUGCUCCAGCAGCCUCUAUGUGCUUUCCGCCAAGCCAAAGCUUGGAACCUACAACUACGAAAAAGAGAAAACAUGAUAACUCAAUUACUGGAGCAUCAAAAAGCCAAAUGUUGGAGAAAACAACUAAGGAAAAAGGUAAAGGGAGUAAAUCUAGAUCCAGAGUAGCAAAAAGAUCAACAACUCAGCCCAUUUGUGUGGCCAACAAGAAAGCAUCUGUUGCUUUGAAAUUACAUGCCAAAAGAAAAGGCAAAGAGGUUGCUGAUAAGUUGCCACACCUUCCUAUGGUGCCACAUGAUAGCCCUGCAAUGGGCACACGUAGCAAAAAAAUGAAUCCUGCCAGCCCUGCAAUGAGCACACGAAGCAAAAGGAGGCUUAGCUUGUGAUUCUCAUUGGAUCCCUUUCCAUAUCAUGGUUCAUUUGGGAAACUUUUGAGCUGUUUAUGUAAUAUAUAUGUGAACCUGGGCUUUUGUAAGUGCUAUAUGUGACCUUCAUGUGUUGUAUUUGACAUGAUGUGAACCUGGACUAUUAUAUGUGAACUCUAUGUGAACCUGAAUGUGUGUAGAGGACUAAAUAUGUGGACUAUUUCCGUAUAUGUGA
Triticum aestivum (bread wheat) is the source of this 1956-nucleotide messenger RNA. RefSeq lists its product as uncharacterized. Lineage: Eukaryota; Viridiplantae; Streptophyta; Magnoliopsida; Poales; Poaceae. Bases 1074 to 1742 code for a protein of 222 amino acids. The record is from RefSeq and is a predicted model, not a curated record. The transcript is spliced from 5 exons.